Messenger RNA from Zootermopsis nevadensis, 1736 nucleotides. RefSeq lists its product as uncharacterized. The record is from RefSeq and is a predicted model, not a curated record. Lineage: Eukaryota; Metazoa; Arthropoda; Insecta; Blattodea; Termopsidae.
GUUCCAAAACUAUGACUAUUUGUUACCCCACCAUUAUUCAUAUUCGUAGGUAAAUAAUGUUCCUACGCCAUGGUGUUUACAUAAUUGUUGCCAAAUUGCUAUGGUUACUCUGUUCAGUUGUGCUGUUCUGUGGUAUUAAGAAUACGGAAUACGAAGGGAGUUAAACAUGUUUAGAAAAGAACGUAAUAACGAAAAGAAUUUAAGCAGGAGAUGGUGGCAAUUUUUCUGUACAAAAAAGGCUACUGCCAAAAGUGAUAUUAGAGUCAGGCCCGCGAUGAGGAAAACGUCUAAUAAAAAUGAAUUACCUUUAAAUAACAUGGUCGAAUGUCAUUCAGCAACAAUUACGUCUGUAGAGCUACAACAAUGGAAAGAAGUGCUGAAGCAAGCAGGUUCAGUUCAAAAGAGUACUAAUUGUUUAAAAUAUGAUCACACUGAUCUUCAGAGAAUUAUUGAAAAUAUGAAUAAAUGCAUUUUUGAAAGAAAAAUCCCAUCAAUAAAGAUGGAUAAUUAUGCUGCUGUAGAUGCAGAAAUUGAAAGACAUCGUAGAAAAUAUAACAACAAAGGGAAAUGCCAUAUUACAGAAGCUAAAAAUCCCAACCUUAAAUUUAAAAUUAAAUCCAUGCAGGAUAAGGUCCACAGCAAAACACAGUUAAAUAAGGAUAUUACGCAUUUCUUGAAGAACACUGAAGAGAGGCUGGUAUCGCAGGAUAAGAAUUCAACUGAGAAAUUUCAUGACAGGAAAGACAAAGAGAAAACAUUAUUUCGUGAGUACAAAAAGGUAAUAAGAGAUUGUUUGAAGGAGCUGAUGGAGGACCAUCAGAGUGCCCUAGAAGAAAAGAAUAAAUAUAUAAUGAGUUUGGGGAUAAUUAUAAGCAAACUGACAAAACAAAAUGAGAUGGCAAAGGACGAAAUAUGUGAGAGAGAACAAGAAGUCUCGAAGUUAAGGGCUGAGAAUACAGAUACGUUGAUUCUCCUCAAAAAGGAGCACCAAUGCGUACUAAAUUUAAAGAUGAGAAUCUUAAAGGAUUUCAAAGCCAAAAUCAUUUUCACACCAAAAAAAGAGAGGUUCACAUCGGAACUUUGUGGCAGAGAAUACCAAGGGAAUGUAUCGAUGACUGAAUAUAAAGAGAUUGGAGUUUUUGCGAAGAACCAGAAAGGUCCAAGGAAAAGGACAGAAAAGAAAGAGGCUCUAGUUUACUCAUCAUAUGCAGAGAAUGGUACACCUAGGCUUGGCACACAAAGACAUUUGGCGUCACUAAAGGCAACGAAACCUGCAUUAUUGAUGUAAAAGAAGCCUUUGUACAAUAAUUUGAAAAUUUGAAGACAGCAGGUUUCAUUUGAAAACCAUUAUGGUUACGCUACAUUAUGCCAGACACUUUAGCUAGGCGUGGUUGGAUUCGGAUAGAUUGCAUUAGGAUGCCAAGCCUUGGUUGGGUUAGGAGGCCAGACCUAACCUAGAUUAACCAAACCCGGCCUCCUAACUAAACCUUGGCUUGGCCUCUUUACUCAACCUACCCCAUCCCAACCACACCUAGCUAAACAGCCUACUUUAAUUUAGCAUAAAUACUGUAACUACCACACUACAUAUUAGUCUACUACACUUAACUUUAUCCUUUAUAGUGUGCACUACCCUACAACAAAUUGUGUCAGCAUCACAAUCAGAUGAUUCAUAAUUUUAUGUGUAACAAUGAAUGAUUGAAUUAAUAAAUAAAUGAGUUUGGUGUCAUAAAGUUAAA